Molecule: messenger RNA, 1744 nt
Organism: Nycticebus coucang (slow loris)
Lineage: Eukaryota; Metazoa; Chordata; Mammalia; Primates; Lorisidae
Product: ral guanine nucleotide dissociation stimulator-like
Exons: 3
Coding region: 1347-1592 (81 amino acids)
Biological process (GO): small GTPase-mediated signal transduction
Molecular function (GO): guanyl-nucleotide exchange factor activity
Source: RefSeq, a predicted model, not a curated record
UUGGGCUGGGCCAGAUGAACAGCAGGUCAGCGCCCGCUCCAGUCCUGUGGAGCCUCUGGGAAUCAGGAGCCCAGAGGAAACACAAAUCCUGCUGGUUUGGAUCCUUUUCAUUCCCAGUUCAAGGAAUGUGAACUCGCCCUCCUCCCCGCUACUCCCUGAUUUAUCCGACUUUCUUUCCCCUCUGCAAAGGGAAAGCGCGAGAGCGUAUAAAGAACUGUGCGCACGCGAUGACAGGAUGACCCGGGAGAAGCUGAUAAAGGUACAGGGGGGCUGGGGCUGGGGGCAAAUGUUUAGAGGGCAGGGAGAGGGGAAUUUGGAAAGGGUACCGGGCCGGGUGAUUUUUGGUUAAUUUUCUAACUCAACGUUUACCUGAAAAGUACCAGUCGCCAGUCCUGUUCAGAAGAGAGAAGGGGCUUUCCUGGCUGUUCAUCAGGGACGAGCUGGAUAAUUAGCAGGGCUCUGGCUAAUAUCCAUUGCAUUGGUCCCUCUGGUUAUGUAGCUUCCACCAGGCGAUGGGGAAAUGUUGUGGUGGUGGUGGGGGUGGCUUCUUUCUUUCCCGAAACCAGCCAGAAAUUCUCCAGAAAGCCGGGCCUCUAUUGCUGGUGUGUGGUGCGAGCAGCUGGGGCAGGGUCUCCAGACAAACGAGGGGCUGAGCUGCAUGCCCCAGUAACACAGCAAGUGGGUGUAGGACACAGGGCUGGGUCUAGAACCAGAGCUCACUGAGUGACUGUAGAACCUCACCAGCUGACUGUGGCCAGGUGUCCACAGUGCGAGGUCAGGGUCCUGGGAGUAGCUGAGUGAGGGUAAGAUAGUCUCACUGACCUUGUCCUGACCCUGGCAGCUGGGGAUCUCCAAGCUGGCCCGCCGGGAAAAAAACCCUCAGAGAGCCCAGAUGAGGCAGCAGAAACGGAAGGUGAGCCUCCUUUGGUGUGGGUGGGGAGGGCCACUGGGACGGAGGGCAGGGCCUCCCCCCAGCUGGAGUCUCCCCAUCAGGAGAGCAAGGGCCUCCUACUAGGCCCUCCUUCCUGUAGCUGGUGCCUGAAAUGCCCUCAGCAGAGGGCCCAGGACAAAGGCCUGGAAGAGCUGGGCUCAGCAUGCCCUACAGGAAGGGUGGGGUCUGGGACCACAAGGCAUUGUGACCUGUGAACAUCCCAGGCUGUAGGUGACCAUGGGUGCAGCUGGGGGAGGAGAGGGAUAGAAUGGAAGGAGGAAGCUGAAGGUGUCUGGCUGCUCCAAGUCAGAGAUCUUGAGGAGAGGUCUAGGAGACCGGGGUGGGGUGUGAGAUUCCGGACAACAGAACGGGGAAGGCCACUUGCAGGUGGGUGCUCAUCACCACUCCCACCCCAAUGACACAGGGCGUCAUUCCCUUUCUUGGAAUCUUUGUCGAUGACCUAACUCUGCUGCAGAAGUGGACGCAGAAUAAUGUGGCUGCCUUCAAGAUCAUCCAGCAGCUGCAGUUGCUGCAGGUGACUGCCAAUAAUUUCUGUUUUCAACCGGACAGAGACUUUCAGUCCUGGUUCCAAACCAUGAAGCCACUGGACCAGUACAAUAUCCACAACUUCUCCUGGGAGCUGGAGCCACCAUUUCAAUAGGCCAAAACAACAUCAAGGCCAAGGAGACCUGUCCUGGGACUGUGUCCACAUUUGAGAUACUUUUAUUUACUCUCCCCUGCCACUCCCUUACACCCCCCUGGAAACCUGUUCAUUUACUCCGCCCUGACACUCCGUUUUCCUGUCAUCUAUAU